Molecule: messenger RNA, 762 nt
Organism: Symbiodinium necroappetens
Lineage: Eukaryota; Dinophyceae; Suessiales; Symbiodiniaceae
Source: the annotation of a GenBank genome assembly
AUGGCCGAGGGACAGAAGAAGCUUAACCCGUCAGUGAUUGCCGCACUCAAGGUCCUGUGCGAAGCAACAGAGGACGACCUGAUGGAUGCCUUGGAGGAGUUCAGGGUCGCUCACCGUGCCCGCUUGUCAGCGCUUCUGGGACAGAGUGUAGCUGAAGGCUUGGAAGCUUUCAAGCAGCCAUACAACGAAGCCAGCACGUACGACCCGGCAGCCCUGGCAGUAGCCCUGUUCGGAGAGCUUCCGGUUUUGCCGGACCCCGGUAGCGAUCCCACUGCAACUGGCUCGGGCGAUGUACAGCCGGCCCACACAUGGGGUCAGCCGGAGGAUGACGGCCCUCCAGUCAGCGCUGGUAUUCAGACAGUACCGGCCGACUACAUGGACGAGAUCCUCCCCGAGUUAGACUAUGCCCACUUCGAUGUAGCCAACAGGUCAGCGUGUGCAGCCGACACUGGCUCCUUGUUCGGAGGCCCCGUGCAGCCAGCCAAGGACGCGGUGUUUGCAGGCAAGGGGUCCCCGGGACGAAGGGCGGUGCUCUGUGUAGGAAGUGUCCUCCUACAUUUCCUGCCGACUCUGCCAGUUCGGGGGCGGCCUCCUCUAGUUCGGGGACAGCUGUUACCAAGGACGCCGAGCACUCCAAGAAGGCCAGUCAGCCACAGGAGAACCCGCAUCCGAAGCCUAAAGCAGCUGGUGACCCUGGGCCGCAGCCUAAGCUCCCGUCAGGCCCUCCCCUGGGUACUUUCCGGGCUACACCGGCGACCCUAG